AUUUGUACUGCUGAUGUUGUUACUAAAAUUCCCAAUCGUUUCCGAAGAAUUAUAGCUUUAUAUAUUUAGAUCUACAUUAAGAGAUAUGUGACAAAACAAGAUGCACUCUUAGUGGUAAAUCAGAUAAAGAUGUUCAAAGACUUCCCCAUAUUCACUAAACGAUCAGUUUGUGAACCUUGGAUGAAAGAUAGAAAUAUGCAUUACUAUCAAAUGUUGUACUGUAGACAAUGCCACUGAUUGGUGAAUCUCUAUUUAGAAUGGAUGCAAUGUUCUGAAUCUGUGCUAGAUAUAACAGUCAAAACUCAGCCUGUGGUCUACAGAUUGUACGGAGUUAAGAACAUCGCUUAGAGUUCAGAUCCAAUGUAUAGAUUAAGAAAUAGUAGAAACAGUUGACAUGGUUGAAGGAAAUCAAAAUGACUUUUGCGCCAAACAACACCCCAAAAACAAAGUCAAAGUUAAAAAUGGAUACAAAUGUAAUGUAUAGUGCCUAGAAAUUAAUGAAGAAAAUAGAGCCUGACAUAUUGGUUGUACGAUGACAGGAAUAUGAAUAUCUUUAAAAAAAUCGACAAUUGUGUUGGAAAGUGAUAUAACUAAUGAAAGAAGUGGAAAUGCAAAUAUCAAGGAGACCUAAGGCAAGUCAUGUUUCUAAGAACAGAUAAUGCAAAGGAAUUAGGAAUGAAAUAUCGUGUCAAAAUGGAAGAAGAUUUCGCACAAACUACAGUAACUGUUGAUAAAAGUGGUAAUGAAUCAUAUAAGAUGACAGGUGCAUUAACUGGAGAAGAUAAUGAUUCUGUGCAAAACAUAAGAAUUAAAACUGAAAGUGAAACUAACCAAGUGACUGAUCCAGUGCUCGUUAAUCAGGAUGAGUUUUCGUUAAAACUACCGAUUAAAACUGAAAGUAUAGUUCAUGAUUGUCCUGGGAUUACAGAUUCUGACUCAGAAUUUUCUACAAAGUGCACAAAUUGUGAACAUUGUUUCACAGAUUAUUUGCAGUACUUGGAUCACAAACUUUUAUGUGUAGCAGGAAAAAUCCCAGACAAUAGACUUGAAGUGAAGACAGAGGCAAAUGAAAUAGCUGAAUUAUAUUCUAAUAACACUCUCCAAAGUGGGGAAAAUGUAGAAGAAACUGAAACUUUGCCAGGGAUUGAAAAAGCGGUUUACGAAACAAAUUACAAAGACAGCAAAUGCAGUUUGGCUACAGAGCAACAUGACACUAUUAGCAAGCACAACAUACCAACACAAGCCGUGCCUCAGUUACUUAUACAGAACAGGGCUUCGAAAACAGAUAUGCUUCGUUCAGAAACACAAGCUCAGGAAAUUCUCAUUACAUGUUUUUAUUGCAAUGAGCCAUUUUUACAGAAUGACAGAGUACCAUAUAUGCAGCACGUACAGAAACAUCUGAACAAGGUGAAUAAGGUUGCUAAAACAGAUGUGGAAAAUGAAAUCAAGAUUCUUAACGAUUAUUUUAGGAAUGUGUUUACCAAUACCGUGGAAAUAUUUGCUACAGUUUGUAGGAAUGGACCUUGUAAUUUUAUAUUUGUUGAUAAGUCAGCUUCUGAAAAACAUUACCUUAUGGUACAUCAGGGUUACCAGUUUGUUUGUAACAAGGUUGAUUGUCAUAAAGUGUUCCCUGACAAGGGUUCAUUACGGUCUCAUGAAAUUGUUGAUCAUACAAAGGUAGUUCAAGUUUUUCAACGUGACGCUUUGAAUAAGGCAAGUGGAAACAAUCCAAAGCCUGCUUCUAUUGUCAUCGUGAGUUUUGCAAAAGCAAAGUCACUCAAGUCCAAAAAGAAUGUUGAAAAUGCAUGUGGAAUGUGUGGAAAAAAAUUUCCAACUUCUGUAGCGCUAAAAUCGCAUAUGAUAUGUAAUCAUUCAGUUAUGUCAAAGCAGUGUGAUAAUUUGGAUGGUAAUGGUGCUGUCAGUGUUGCAAAAGGAGUAAAAGAAGACUGUAUAAAGAAUGACUAUGAGCAGAGCAGAGAUGGACAAGCAGAUAAAACUAGCGGGUGUGAUAAAGACAAUUCUUUUAAAGUGAUUCAUGCAAAUAUGGAAUAUAGUGAGACACAUGCUAGUGGAUUACAAACUUGUAAUAGAAUGUUUUCACCAGUUUCAGGAAAUUCUCUUAAAAAUAAGAAAGAGUUAAUGGAAAAAGCUGCAACAACUAGAAAAGCCGCCAGCAUUUCAGGAACAAUGAUUGAUCAAUUUAAACAGAAAGGAAACAAGAAUGUACAGAAUGUUUGUCUAAGAAAUAAAAACAAAGCUGUAAAAAUGGAACACACUUUGGGGGAAAUGUGUGUCAGUUUUAAAAAUGCUGGUGAAGAUUUUGAUAAUGUCAGUUUCAAAGACAACAUUAAAGACAGAACUGACUGCUCACUUAGAAAUAAUGUAGAAACGAAGGGUACAAAAAGACACUCUUCUGUACGCUACAAGACAUUUGAGCAAGCUGCAUCUGCUGGUAAGAUUAGAAAGACAUAUAAAAUGACACGACAGUCCAAUACCAUGGAAAUGUGUGCAAAAAAUGGUACCGAAUCAGGUGACUUUUCGGCAGAUAUCGGUAAUAGUCUUGGAAAACCUGAAAACAAAAGAAAAAAACUGAAUGAACCUGAUUACUUACCCACAGCCUCAGAGAGCUUUGCGGUACAAAACAAAGUUGCAAGAAAAUUCAGCGUACGAAAUAAAUACUUAGCAGUUUCUCAAAAACCUAAAGAUAAUCAAAUAGAAAUUUCAGCUGGGAUGAAUAAGUCAUGUAAAGAAGUUCUUGAAAAAAAUGAUGACAUUACCAUAGAGAUCAACGACAUUCCAGAUGCUGCUAAGUACAUGAGUGAUAUUAUGGAUACAGACACCAGUCAAGUGGAAAGUGCAGACAAUGGAAAGGGUGUUUGGGAUCAGCGAAAGAAUAAUUCAAAGUUGGAAGUUAGAAAUAAAAGGGAAAUAGAAAACAUUGGAGUAACAGGGGUGUUUGGAGACAUGAAUGUAAAUAACAAAAAUGAUAAGCAGCAUGAUCGUUUGAAAGGGGAUUAUAGUUCUGAAAAUGUCAAAGAAACUGAGUCUUUGUAUGCUAAAAAUUACAAGUACCCAUGCAUAUUAGUAGGUUGCCAUUUGCAGUUCUGUACAAAUGAAGAAAGAGUAAAACAUAUAAAUGAACAGCAUGUUGACAAAGUCGUAAUUACCAAAAAUGAAGAAAAUCAAUGUAGCAUGUUCCCAUGCAAAAGUAAAGGUUGUAAACAUACGUUUCUGACCAGUGAAGAGCGAAGAAAGCAUGUUGAAGAAAAUCAUAUGGCUUUUGAUAGUUCUGAAAAUGUCAAAGCAAUUGAGUCUUUGUAUGCUAAAAAUUCCAAGUACCCAUGUAUAUUAGUAGGUUGUCAUUUGCAGUUCUGUACAAAUGAAGAAAGAGUAAAACAUAUAAAUGAACAACAUGUUGACAAAGUCGUAAUUACCAAAAAUGAAGAAAAUCAGUGUGGCAUGUUUCCAUGCAAAAGUAAAGGUUGUAAACUUAUGUUUCUGACCAGUGAAGAGCGAAGAAAGCAUGUUGAAGAAAAUCAUAUGGCUUUUGAUACAUCACUAAUUAAAUUUAAGUGCACAACUCCUGGGUGUUUCAAAGGAUUUUACAGGAGAAAUGACUUACUUGAACACAGUCGGAACUGUACAAAUGUGCUGAGUAUAAAAUCAAGGAUUAUAUCAUCUGAUAAUAGUAUUUCAGCAUCAGGAAAGAUGUGCUCGGGACUAGAGAUGGUGUUUUUAGAAAACACAACUGCUUUCAUACUUUCCAGUGGACUUGAUGAACUAAAAAAUAUCAGUGAAGCUGUAACGAAUGCAGUUGAUGAAAGUGUUAAAGGAAACUUAUAUGGCUAUUACUGUCCAAUAUCAUAUAUGUGUAAUUAUGGUAGUAAAAAGAAAUCAGACAUUUUUGAACAUUUAAAAUCGCAACACAAUUUGGAUUCCAAGAAAGAAUGUCCCGAUUCUUAGAAAAAAGGAAGGCAAAUUGUUAUUACCUUAACUGUUCCGAAAUAGUUGUUCAGAUAACUACUGCAGUGGAUGUAAAGGCAUUUUGCUAGAACUUAACAGAAAAGUAUCUUUAUAUUAUAGGAACUUCUGCAUUUUAUCAGGACGUAACGCUAAUGUAUCAUUCUCAGUUAAGGAAUUGUGGCCCUCUGAAAUUCUAUACAAUGUUGCAUAUUGCACUUAACUAAAGUAAACAUAGCCUUAUAUGGAUAACAUCCCAUGAUUGUGGUUCUGAGACGAUCUGUGUAUGAAAAGAAUUGGAACCACUGCCUUACUGUUGCAUGAUCGUAAAAGGUGACUAAUAGGGCCUUAACACUUGAUUUUGCUGUAACUCUGUGAUUCCAUCAGGUAUGCAAAUUUUGAUUCCAUACCCUCAUGUUUUUGUUUUGAUGUAAAUGAGAUGUGAUUACAGUGAAACUAAAAUUUGUACUCAUGUUUGGCGCCAUUUAACCUAUACUGUGUUGGUGCGACGUAAACCCCAAAUGAAUAAAUAAAUAAUC
Molecule: messenger RNA, 4499 nt
Organism: Mercenaria mercenaria
Lineage: Eukaryota; Metazoa; Mollusca; Bivalvia; Venerida; Veneridae
Exons: 3
Coding region: 640-3963 (1107 amino acids)
Biological process (GO): regulation of transcription by RNA polymerase II
Cellular component (GO): chromosome
Molecular function (GO): chromatin insulator sequence binding
Source: RefSeq, a predicted model, not a curated record